CUCGUGUAAAAGGAGUCUAAGGAUCGUGGUUAAAGAAUAAAAGGGUCUUGGAGAUGUCAGGCCGGCCUAGGACCACCUCAUUUGCUGAGAGCUGCAAGCCAUUGCCGCAGCCUUCAGCCUUUGGCAACAUGAAAGUCAGCAGAGAUAAAGAUGGCAGUAAAGUUACAACAGUUGCUGUGACCCCCGGUCAGGGUCCCGAUCGACCUCAGGAGGUCAGCUACACAGACACAAAGGUCAUCGGGAACGGGUCAUUUGGAGUCGUAUAUCAGGCAAAGCUCUGUGACACUGGUGAGCUGGUGGCCAUAAAGAAGGUUCUACAGGAUAAAAGAUUUAAGAAUCGGGAGCUACAGAUCAUGAGGAAAUUAGACCACUGUAACAUUGUACGUCUGCGGUACUUCUUCUACUCCAGCGGAGACAAAAAGGAUGAUGUUUAUCUGAACCUGGUCAUGGACUACGUGCCUGAGAACGUGUACCGAGUGGCCAGACACUACAACAAAGCCAAGCAGAAUCUGCCCAUGGUCUAUGUGAAGCUGUACAUGUACCAGUUGUUUCGUAGCUUGGCGUACAUCCACUCAUAUGGGAUCUGCCAUCGGGACAUCAAGCCUCAAAAUCUUCUGCUGGACCCAGAAACAGCUGUACUCAAGCUCUGUGACUUUGGAAGUGCUAAACAGCUGGUACGCGGUGAGCCUAAUGUUUCAUACAUCUGCUCGCGGUACUACAGAGCCCCUGAGCUCAUCUUUGGAGCCACAGACUACACUUCCAGCAUUGACAUUUGGUCGGCUGGCUGUGUACUGGCAGAGCUGCUGUUAGGGCAACCUAUUUUUCCUGGUGACAGUGGUGUGGAUCAGCUUGUUGAAAUCAUUAAGGUUCUGGGUACUCCUACACGAGAACAGAUUCGGGAGAUGAACCCAAAUUAUACGGAGUUCAAGUUUCCACAGAUUAAGGCACAUCCAUGGACUAAGGUUUUCCGGCCACGCACCCCUCCGGAGGCGAUAGCUUUGUGUUCCCGGUUGUUGGAGUACACACCCACGUCCCGUUUCACUCCUCUUGAGGCCUGUGCUCACACUUUCUUCGAUGAGCUCCGAGAGCCCACCCUCAAGCUCCCGAACGGAAGAGAGAGGCCUUUGCUGUUUAAUUUCACUACACAGGAGUUGUCCAGUAACCCCUCGCUGACCUGCGUACUCAUCCCAGCGCAUGCUCAGAACCAGGCUGAAAACUCCACUCAGUCCGCCUCGGUUGCAACAGGUGCCAACAGUGCCGAUCGUGGUCUGAACACCAACGCUGCCUCUUCCACCCUGACUCCUUCAACUUGAACCCCAACCACCCGUCAGUGGGCCAAUUACACGCAGCUGCUUAUUAACCAUGCCCACCCUCCUGAGUCAUGGGUGUGGCUAAAACAAAACCUAAAGCUCAUGAUAUGAAGAAUGCAUCAACCAAAUUUCCCCCCAGCCCCGUCUCAUUGUCUGUUUUUAUUCUUAUUGUUAUUUAUUUGCUCUAAAUGACUGUAAACGAGGGCUCAAGUGCUUCGCCUCAGGACUGUCUGCGAAGAUGUCUGAUUAUUCUAUAUACUAAAUAUACCCUUAUAUAAAAAGUUACACCUACAAGUAUGUUUUCACAUGUGUACUUUGACAUCUUUUUAUGGAAAUCUGUAAGCUGUUGCCAAUGCUUCUUUUAUAACCGUACCAACAGAAGAGUUGGCAUCUACCAUUCUGGCCUCUGCCUGGCAACCAAUGCCCGUCAGUACCUGGUCUACAGGCACAAACGAUGGCUGCCCAGGUGAACAGAGUAUGGUAGUGCUGGCAGGAAGUUUGAGAUAUAGAAAAGCUGGUCUUUGAUUGGCCGGUUCAGUCGCAUGGACAGAUUUCCAGGACUUGUGCACAUUCUGUAGGCUGUAUGUGAAAUACAGUAUAUGCUAAUGACAUUUGCCUUUUCCCUCCGUAUUGGGUGGAUAAGUUGUAUGCUUAAACCUGUAUGCUGCUGUGUACCUCUUUAUUUUAAACCACUUUUGACUGAGUAAUACACUCCCUCCAUUUCCUCUCCUCUACCUGCUCGUUUUCCUCCUCCCCAUUUAAUAAUCACUAUGUACUUCAGUGAACUCUACUAAAGUACUGUUUCUCGACACACAAAUUCAUUUUCUGUGAGCAAGUGUGUGUGUGUUUGAGCAUGCUGAUAAUGAUCUCUUUAUAAAUACGAAAAUGCAAUGAAAAAGAGCACGAACAAAGUUACCCCAAAAUAGUUUACUCAAGAAUGAAAAUCAUUUACUCAUCCUCAUGUCUUUCCAAACCCAUGACUUACUUUCUUAAGUAGAAAACCAAAGGCGUUACUCUGAAGAUUGUACUGGUUGCUCUUUCCAUGCAGUUAUAAUGAAUAGGGACUGAAGUUUUGAGCUUUAAAAAGAACACAAAAUUACCAUAAAGUAUCAUAAAAGAGGUCCAUGUGACUUAUGUGCUAUAUUCCAAGUUUUGGGAAGCCAUACGAUAGUUUUGAGGAACAGAACAUUGAAAUUGUUCUAAUAAUCUUACCCUCCAGUCAGCCGUAAACCGUCACGACCACAUCUAAUAAGUAGUUUAGAACCGGCACAAUCAGUCUGAUUUGCGAAUCAUUCAGACCGUUUUUGUAAUGAGUCUCAUAUGAAUGUACCAAGAAGAGCUAGUGCGGAUGUCAAGAUUUUCAGUGAAUAACUCAAAUCUUUUAGUCUCUUUCUCACACUAAGCUAUUGUAUGGCUUCAGAAGACUUGGAAUACAGUGCACAAGUUUUAUGGACCACUUUUAUAAUGCAGUUCUUAGCUGUUGGGUCUUUUCAUUGUAAUAGCAUGGAAAAGAGCGACUAGCAGACUCUUAUAAAUGUUGUGUUCUUACCAAGAUAGCCAUUCGUGUUUUGGAAUGACACGAGGGUGAGUAAAUGAUGACAGAAUUUUUAUUUUUGGGUGUACUUCUACUUAAAAACUGAACAUGUGAACUGAAUUCCUGCUCUCUCAUAAACCACAAAUCCCAGCUUGAAGGAAAGAGGUCCUUGUUUAGCACUAUCUGAAUUCUCGAAAUUGUCUCCUCUGUAUUAUUCGUGUUCAACUUUAGCGGGUAUGAGUGGCUGAAAACACUAUGACAGGAAAGGAGCACUACUAGGACACUAAAAGAAGAUGAGAACACUUUAGGGUACUUCUGUGGCCAUUUCUUGUUGUUUUUAUUGAUCACGUGGUCUUUAGUGCCCUCUAGUGUUAGUGGAGAUAUACAACCGAGGUUGAUGUAACAACUGUUUGUAGUUUUCUCUUAUUACGGUUCUGAAUCAGUAAAGAAGAGCAAGUGUAGGAAGUAUUCAAAUAAUCAUUUGUUUAAAUAAUGUAUGCUUGAAUUUCAGCUGCUGAGCUCUUGUUCAGUUGAGCGCUCACUGUUACAGGGUGUUUUUCAUUUUGUGUUUUUUUUUUUUUUUUUUUUAUAUAUACUUUUAACUUAAAAAAAUGAGACUUUUCUGAAGGACUUUGUCUUGUCGGCCCUCUUGUUUAAGGACUUUGUUGUAUAUUCUUUUAAUUGUUAUGGAGAAUAUUUUAGGGACAUAUACAGGGUUUUCCUAUCGGGAAUAUUAUGAUCAUGCAUCAACAGUAUUGCGUACAAUGGAAAUAUAUAUAUAUAUAUAUUAUUAUUAUUUUUUUUUUUUUUUGCAGCUGUAGAAAACGUUCAGCAGCAAUUAAAGGGCCACAUAGCACUUUUUUUUUUUUUUUUUAACACUUACUUAAAUUAUAUGUUUUCAAAGUAUACAUGCUUGCACAAACAGCCUGUACUGUAGGCAGCCAUAUUGCUUCACUGGUUUCUUAGCAUGAUACCUCCCAGUGACUCGUAUUUAAGAUGAACAUGAGAUACAGUAUAUGAACUGAAAAGGAUAAUAGAGGAAAUAUUAAUAUAUUAAUGCAAACGAUAUGAUUCAGACCUAUAAUAGUCAACCCAACAGCAAACGGAACUCCUAAAACAUUACUAUUACUAUGUCUUUGUUCAUUUUUUUGUACUGUAUAAUUUCUCCUCCAUUGAAGGUAUGCUAAAGGUCUCUUCUUGUACAUACUCAUUGUGCAUUCUGUCCCUUGUGUGUUCUGGUUCAGAGAAGUAGGCACCUGAUACUGUACUGCAUUGAAUAAAGAGUAGGUUAGCCUUGAACACUUUAAACUGUUCACUAUCUCGUUAUUGCGUAAUGUCUCAGAAUUAGAUUUUAAUGAAUUACAGUUUUGCUCACGGUCAUGACUUUUAGCUGCCAAUGUAUGUUGGCAGUGUUUGCUAUUGAGUUUAUGUUCGGAAUUGCACAAAUAAACUCUUGAGUCAAUGUUGCUGUCCGAAUAGCGUUUUUUUUCUAGUGCCACAGAGACACAGUAUUUACAGUUUUUGAAAAAAUAAACAUAGAAUGGCUUACUUGUAGUUUUCUCUGCAUAUUAAACUGGGAUAGGAAAAAGUAUAAUGCCAUCUAAAAAGUUAUUUCUGCAUUAAAGGGAUAGUUCAGCAUUUAAGUCUCUUAUGAUUUACUCGCCCUCAUGCCAUCCCAGAUGUGUAUGCCUUUCUUUAUAGAAUAUCUCAGCUUUGUAGGUCCAUCCAAUGCAAGUGAAUGCUGGCCAGAACUUUGAAGGUCCAAAAAGCACAUAAAGGCAGCAUAAAAGUAAUCCAUACCACUCUAGUGGUUAAACCCAUGUCUUCAGAAGCGAUAUGAUAUAUAGACAUAAAUAACAGAUCAAUAUUUAAGUCCUUUUUUACUAUAAAUCUCUACUUUCACUUUCACAUUCUUCUUUUGUUUUUGGCGAUUCACAUUGUUUGUUCAUAUCGCCACCUACUGGGCAGGAAGGACAAUUUAUAGUACAAAAGGACUUAAAUAGUGAUCUGUUUCUCACCUACACCUAUCAUAUCACUUCUGAAAAUAUGGAUUUAACCA
This is a messenger RNA of Xyrauchen texanus (razorback sucker), 4903 nucleotides long. It is a transcript of the gene gsk3bb, whose product is annotated as glycogen synthase kinase 3 beta, genome duplicate b. The transcript has 11 exons. The record is from RefSeq and is a predicted model, not a curated record. Gene Ontology annotation, biological process: negative regulation of canonical Wnt signaling pathway; regulation of microtubule cytoskeleton organization; insulin receptor signaling pathway. Lineage: Eukaryota; Metazoa; Chordata; Actinopteri; Cypriniformes; Catostomidae. Bases 54 to 1313 code for a protein of 419 amino acids. Gene Ontology annotation, molecular function: beta-catenin binding; protein serine/threonine kinase activity; ATP binding. Gene Ontology annotation, cellular component: axon; glutamatergic synapse; beta-catenin destruction complex.